CCUCCCUUCCAGGCUCAAGUGAGCAGGACCUCCACAGACUUCCGUCACCAUGGACUGGAAGACCCUACAGGGCCUGCUGAGCGGGGUGAACAAAUACUCCACCGCUUUUGGGCGCAUCUGGCUCUCCGUUGUCUUUGUCUUCCGAGUCCUGGUUUAUGUGGUGGCUGCUGAGCGAGUGUGGGGGGAUGAGCAGAAGGAGUUUGAUUGCAACCACCGUCAGCCUGGAUGCACCAACGUCUGCUUUGACCACUACUUCCCCAUCUCCCACACCCGGCUGUGGGCCCUGCAGCUUAUCUUUGUCACCUGCCCUUCGCUGCUGGUUAUAAUGCAUGUGGCCUACCGCGAGGACAGGGAGAGGAAAAACCGGUUAAAGAAUGGAGAGAACUGCCCCAAACUCUACAGCGACACUGGCAAGAAACAUGGUGGCCUCUGGUGGACUUAUGUUCUCACCCUCUUCUUCAAGUUGGCUAUCGAGAUCGUCUUCCUCUACCUCCUGCAUAGGAUAUGGGAGAGCUUUGACAUGCCCAAGCUGGUCAAGUGCGAUCUGAAGCCUUGCCCCAAUGUAGUGGACUGCUACAUCGCUCGGCCAACGGAGAAGAAGAUUUUCACCUACUUCAUGGUUGGGGCGUCUGCCUUCUGCAUCGUCCUCAUCGUCUGCGAGAUUGUCUACCUCAUCUGCAAGCGGGUGUUCCGCUCGAUACAGAAGUGCCAGAAGAAGAAGAGGUCGCUCACCUACAGCAAGGCAUCCACCUGCCAGUGCCAUGCAAGACUGGACCAACCACAUUAUGGGAAAGGGAAGCACACACAGGUGGAGGCCCUCAGAGCCUCCGCACCUAACCUGACUUUGAUCUGAGGCGGCAUGAAAGGACAGAUCCAAAAUGGCCGGCUGCCAUUUGGAUUAUUUCAUUGCGACACACAAGUGGCUUUUGAGGAACAUGGGGCAAGGAAGGGUGAUUUGAAACCGAAGUCUUCCUUCUACAUUGUGUGGCCACCAAAGUUUUCCACAAAGGGGAAGCACCGGCAUGUUUUGCUGAGGCCCAAAGGCAAAGCCUCCUGGCCUGUUUACAUGUUUUUACUAAACUGAAGACGCAUGGUCAAAGCACACACAACACAAGAUGUUGACUUGUAACAAUCCCUGGAAGAAGUUGCAGCCCUUUAGAUCCUAGCAUCUGCUCUUUCUCAGAAGAGAUGAUAGUAUGGGCAGUUGGCUAAGAGAGCCACAUAUGUGAAACAUCUGUUAUGGUCUUCAGAAAACUCCUAGCAACUAAUGACUUAUAGCUCUGAUUCUUUCCUCUGACUCAUUAAAAUGUUUAUAGAGUGUUGCAGAAUCAAUGAAGGGGCGAGGGGGGACUGUUUAGUUAAUGCUGUCCAAAAACAAAUGAUGAGAAGGAAAGGUUGGUUUCAGCUCAACCUUUUCACCAAAAUUUCACCUAAAGGAAAUUCAAAGUUAAUUUGGAGGUUUCACUUCAGGCAGAAUAACUUAGCAAUUUCAAGGAAAGCCAAGAAAAAAAUUCAAGUUGGGGGGAGGCAUUUGCACCAUCUAUAUGUGUGUUUACACGACCAAAGGGGCACAGCCUUAGAUAUCUCUGUAUAGUAGCUUUUUCCAGUCUGCUGCAUUCCAGGUGUUGUUCAAUUCCCAGCCCCAAACAAAAUGGCCAAUAAUCAGGGAUGGUGGGAGUUGUUGUUCAAGAACAUCUGAAAAGCACCAGCUUUGGGAAAGCAUGCGGUAGGGGCUAGCCAAGAACAAAUGCUUUCUUGAUGUCCUGUUUACACCCGCCUCCUCAACCCCAGUGUCUCCAGAUGCUGAGAGACUACAGUUCUCAACACCCCUGGUCAUUGGCCAUGUUUCCCAGGCCUAAUGGGGAAGGAGGGCACAUGACUGGGGAAAACUGAUUACACACUCCUUACCAGACCUUUCCCCAAAGGAAGGAUUGUGCCCAGUGAAGUUCUAUGAGAAUAAUACAAGGACUCUGGGGAUUUCCAGAGAGGAAGCCAUCUUCCUUCCUGGACCAGACUGAGGCACCCUGCAAAGAAGGCUUUAUUCUGGUAGCAGUUCGACUUCCCCUGAAAUCCUGCCUAACAUGAAAUUCCAAAUUGGUUUGAGGGUUCUACUUUGAUGGAAACCUCUGAGGACUUUCAUUGGAAGCCAAAAAGAGUUGUAAUAUGCCUCAUUGGUGGGGUGGACAGUUUGCUUAAGGCCUGAAACUUCAACCAGAUUAGGUUGAAAGCAAAUUUCUAAAUGAGAUUGGAGGUUUCCCCAUAUGCAAAAGAAACCAUAUAAGGGAUUCUGAGGGUGUUGAUGAACUAGAGCCGUUUCUCAGGUGGGCUUCCUAUCUUUUUUGUAAGAGUUCUGUACUGCUUGGCAAAUAUAAGGUGAUCAUUUAUGCACUACCAAAAAAAAAAAAAGAGGAUGAAAGAAUGAAGUGCUUUACAUAAAAUUUGCACAUGUUAA
Molecule: messenger RNA, 2452 nt
Organism: Podarcis raffonei (Aeolian wall lizard)
Lineage: Eukaryota; Metazoa; Chordata; Lepidosauria; Squamata; Lacertidae
Gene: GJB3
Product: gap junction protein beta 3
Exons: 1
Coding region: 50-853 (267 amino acids)
Biological process (GO): cell communication
Cellular component (GO): connexin complex
Source: RefSeq, a predicted model, not a curated record